CCACACGCUGGCGGAGAUCAAAGCCAUCUUCCCCGGGGGACUCUUCCAGGGAGACACCUUCCGCAUCGUUCUGCUCGGAAUAUGAUUCCCGGAGGAAAGGAAGGUUCUACGGAUCACAGUUCAUGGGCCACGCAACUGCCAAGGACCUACUUCAGCAUUUCAAAGAGUGUGUGCAGCAGCUUGACCUGAGACAUUUGGUUUCUAUCUCAAUGGAUGGACCAAAUGUCAAUUGGAAGUUUUUCUCAAUGCUCCAACAGGAGCAUGCAGAUACAUUUGGAGGUGCCCAGCUGAUUGUGGUGGGGAGCUGUGGGCUUCACACACUCCACAAUGCCUUUAAAAGUGGCUUCAGUGUCUGGCAGAUGGAGAAAGUGCUCAGGGCAUUGCAUACACUCUUGCACAAUACCCCUGCUAGAAGAGAAGAUUUCUGCUCUUUGACCAAGUCAUCUGUGUUUCCCCUACCAUUCUGUGGGCAUCGCUGGAUCGAAAACCUACCCGUUGUCGACAGGGCUAUCACCAUAUGGCCAAUGAUGGUGAAGACCUUCACCACAUUUCUGACUAAGUAUCAGACAGAUGAGCCGGUGAUUCCAUUCAUCGGUAAAGAUCUGGCUGUUCUCAUGAAGAGCCUACUGAAGAGGUUCAUCAAGGCAGAGAUCCUUAAUGACAUCACAGCACUGCAAAUGGUCAAACUGGACACAACUGCCAAGGAAGCAAGGGCUGGCCUAAAGGCUGUGGACAUUGGAUUAGGAGCAGAAGUAGUCCUAAAGGAACUCCAGAGUAGCCCCAAGAGCAGCGUAGGGGAGCUCAGUGUGUUGGCCUUUAGAAAGGACUGCAUGGACUGUUUGACCAAUAUUGUCAAGAAAAUGCAAGACAAGAGCCCACUGAAGUACACCAUUGUGAGGCAGAUGGCAUGUUUGGACCCAACGAGCAUGUUCUCAGACCCCGACUUGUGCUAUGAAAGAAUGAAAGGAGUUGUUCAGAGGUUUCUGCAUGAUAACCAGCUGUCAGGAGGCGCCUCUGCUGGUGAUGUGAUUGUCCAACAAUUUGGAAAUUUCUUGUCUCUGGAGGCAAAACAUGAGUCAUUCUCCUCUUUCCAACCCAUGCGUACAAGACUGGACGUUUUCCUGCAUGGACUCCUCCAUCAAUCCUACCCUGAACUCUGGGCAUUCUGCAGGAAACUUCUGCUUCUCUCCCAUGGCCAAGCAACGGUUGAGAGGGGCUUUUCUGUAAACAAGGAGGUAGAGGCCGAUAACAUGAAGGAGGACACAGUGGUUGCUCAGAGGAUGAUCUGUGACUAUGUCUCUGUCUGUGGGGGGGUUCUCAAAGUACCUCUGACUAAGGAGCUUUUGGCAGCUGCAGCUUCAGCUAGGUCUCAGUAUCGGCUACACCUGGACCAGGAAAAGAGAAAGCAUGCGAGCAAUGCUCAAAGAGAAAAGAGAAAAGGUGCAGAAGACCACCUAGAGCAGCUCAAAACGAAGAAGAUACUGAUUGAGGUAGCAAACAGCCUGGAAAAAGAUGCAGACAAGCUAGCAGAACAAGCUGAGGGUAAAUCAGGCACACUCAUGGCCCAGCUAAUCACCAAGUCAAACAUCCUCAGAAGAAGACACAAAGAAAAACUCACAGAACUCAAAGAGGUAGAGAAAGAGCUGGAAGAUAAAUCGGCAGAACUCAGGCAUAUGCCAUAAUGUCAAAUUAGGCAUUACCUCUUCCUUACCUUCUUUUUUCACUGUUUCAAGUGUUUAUGUUCAUUUGUGCACAUGUACAUUGUUAUAAAUGGGUUAAGUACACUCUUUUGGGAAGGCUUUCUCAAGUGCCAGGUCAGUGUUUUGUUUAUUAUUAUUAUCUUUUGAUUUUGGUUGAUUCAAAGGAUGUCUGUCACACACAUACACACACUCACACAAGUUAUGUUAAGUUAUAUUUUGCACUUCAAAAGCACUUGAAAUUGCCAUUUAUUUAUGUAGUUAUUGUAUUUAUUAUUUUGUUCGAAAGGAACAGUAUUUUUUAUUUAUUUACUUGAUUUUAUAAGCAUUUGUUUAUGGGACCUAAAUGCUCUGAAAAUAAUAAAUAUAAUUGAGGACUAAUGACAUUUUUGUGUUCUCUUUUCGCAUUACACACAUUUAGCCGAUGUUCUUAAACUCAACCGGUUAUUAUCAGACAUCAGUGUGUUUACUUGGAAAGAUUACUGUAUAUUUCCCCUUUUGAUUUGUUUUUCCAUCGUAAGUUUGGUCUUAAAUUUCAUUAAGAAGUGGUAUUAAAAUGUCUUAAAAAGUCUUAAAUUUAAUUUGUUUAUACCUGUAGACACCAUGAAGGGAGGUUGGUUGUAGUCUUUUCACUCGGUUCUAUCCCUACUGUUGAUCCGGAGAACCGAGCGAAAAGACUACAACCAAAUAUAAACAUAUCCGGUUCCGGUUUCCGGUUCAAUGGGAUUACGGAACGCCAAAUAAAAUGCAACAGAAGCUGUAUUUCGCUACGAUGAUGUAUAUAAUGAUUUGACACGGCAUCCUCUGCGCAUUACUUCAGCUUUGAAAGUACUGCAUAUUGCAAUUCGAGUACCUUAAUUUGAGACCGUAAAAAACAUCCAAACCGCCGACAUUGAAUCUUUUCAGUUAAGGCGACAAACACUCCUGUACUGCCUCUCCGUGCGUCUCUGGCUGCGUCACUGACAAUGUCACAUGACCAAACAAGCUGUGCAUGGGCAAAAACACACAACGGCAACUAGACUAGGAAAUAAAUAUUGGCUGUUAAUAUCGGACCAGUUUUACUUAUCGGGCCGAUGCCGAAAUGUUAAAUAAUGACUAACAUCGGCCGAUAACUAUAUCACUGCCGAUAUAUCAUGUAUCCCUAACAAUAGGUACAUUUGUCAUAAGAAGUGCAUCAAUAUAUCGCUGUUGGUACAGAAAGGAUGUUCAUAGAACCAAGUGCAAGUACCACAAUCGCUAGGUCAAUCAAUUCCCCGUGUUACAGCUAGUGGUGCCGAGAUGAUGCCUCAUGAAACGUCAAAGCCUCUCAGCCAGAUGAACCACCAAAGUGGUUUGUGCUCGAAGCUUCAAAUGAGUACGCUAGGGACAUCUAGUGGUGAAUGAAAUUAUGACAACCCAACCCAAAAUGUGAUUUUUGCUUCGUGUGUCGAUACAACAUUAAAUCAUUUGAGAAUUGAAGUCAUUUCAGUGAUACAUGUGUGUGAGUGUGCCAUUCAUAAAUGUCUCCAGAGCUCAUGUUAGAAAAUGAAUCAUUUGGCAAAAGAGUGUCUUAUCAGCUACUAGGGCUGUCAAAACGAACUUCGCUAUUCGAAUAUAAUUCGAAUUUUUUAAAAAGGAGAACAUUCGAGUUUGGCAACUGACGUUCGAACUUUUUUUUUAUUUAUUUUUUAGCAAAUUUUAUUGACAAGUCAAGAAUUACAUUUAACUUUUGCCGAGCAACGACGCAAAUGAAAGUCAACGUCGUGCGUCGUGACGUUCGGCAAUCGGCAUUGUAUGCUUACAAGAUGCUGGGAAGCAGCGCGCGAGCAGACACAGAGAUGGAAAGCAUAACUUUCGGAUUUCCAUCGAGAAACGGGAAGAUUACAUCCAGAGAACCCGUCAUUUGCAAAUUAUGCUGCAAGUCGUUAAAGUACCACUCGACUACGAGCAACAUGAGCGCACACCUCCAUUCAGUGCAUUACUCGGAGUACGCAGAACAGUUAGCGGCGAGCCACGGUCAAAACAGCCAAGAAUAACAUCGUAAAAUAGCAGUGUGUGUGUGUGUAUUUGAAUGAUUGAACUUCAGCUUCUUCAUUAAACAUCAUUGCUUGAAUAUUUCUGGCGUUAUAUCUUACGUAUUUAUAUAAGUUUUGUAUUGAUUUGGUAAAACUUGUUGCAAAUGUUACAUAACAGAUUUGGUUGACGCGCCCUCUAGUGGACGCGGGACGUAGGCCUAAUAAUAGGAUGGUAUCGGUGUAUAUAAUGAUAUAAUAAAAAAAACAUUAAAAUAUUCGAAUAUUAUUCGAAUAUUCAACAUAAGAAGCAUUAGAAAUUCGAAUAUGAUUUGAGGGGAGGAUUGACAGCCCUAUCAGCUACAGUACUACAUUUAGCAGACGCUUUUAUCCAAAGCGUAUUACAUUGGCUAAUGCACACGGCAGAGUCGGUGGACAUGGGUUAUUGAAUUUUUUUUGGCA
Messenger RNA from Gadus chalcogrammus (walleye pollock), 4150 nucleotides. RefSeq lists its product as uncharacterized. The transcript is spliced from 7 exons. Bases 123 to 1682 code for a protein of 519 amino acids. NCBI's taxonomy places the organism in Eukaryota, Metazoa, Chordata, Actinopteri, Gadiformes, Gadidae. The record is from RefSeq and is a predicted model, not a curated record.